Molecule: messenger RNA, 810 nt
Organism: Mycena indigotica
Lineage: Eukaryota; Fungi; Basidiomycota; Agaricomycetes; Agaricales; Mycenaceae
Exons: 2
Coding region: 40-810 (256 amino acids)
Molecular function (GO): RNA binding
Source: RefSeq, a predicted model, not a curated record
GUAUUUUCCGCGGCACAACGCGUCUUUCGUAUUGCGCUCAUGCUACGGCUAUCCAUUCGCUCGCAUUUUCUGUCCCUGAUUCCAUCCGGAAUCUUGGGGCCACGAGUUACUCUCCGGCCCCCACUCCCCGGCCGUAUUCGCCAGCUUUCGAGUGAAGCACUAGCCCCGAAAACUUCCAAGCAUCAACCAUCCCAACGCCUCUAUAUCGGAAACUUGCCCUUCGAAACAACAGAAACGGAAGUAAGAGAAGUACUAGAACAGCAUGGCUCCGUGGAGGACAUAUAUAUCUUAAAAGAUGAAGACGGCCAAAGUCGGGGAUAUGGCUUCGCGCUCUUUAGCAGUCUCAAAGACGCGUCUUCUGCCUUUGAGUCCUCCAACAAAAUUGGACACCGUCUCAUGCGGAUUGACUACGCCGCCGCUGGGAAGUUGAAGCCCCAGUCGAUGGUCUCUUCCAGCACAAUCUUUGUCGGCAACCUCCCCAGCCAGGCAACCGCAGAAGACCUCCGCUCGUUGUUUGCGCCGUAUGGUAGCCUCCGUGGUAUUCGUGUUCCGCUCGAUCAAGACGGCCGCUCUCGACGAUUUGCACACGUCGAAUACGACCUUGAAUCUGACGCGGUAACCGCAAUGGAGAUGUUUAAAGAAGAUCCCCUCAACCUCGGCGGUCGAAGGCUCAGACUUGACUUUGCUCUUCCAUAUGUGCCCAAGGUGAUGGUCAACGAUGGGGAUCCUGGGGUCCCAGGUCAACAACAGAAAAAUGUUCGCGGUCAACCCCGUUCUUGGAAAGAAAGAGCGGGAUUACCUCGCUUGUGA